This is a messenger RNA of Zophobas morio, 1585 nucleotides long. RefSeq lists its product as uncharacterized. Lineage: Eukaryota; Metazoa; Arthropoda; Insecta; Coleoptera; Tenebrionidae. The transcript has 8 exons. The record is from RefSeq and is a predicted model, not a curated record. The coding region runs from base 145 to 1269 and encodes 374 amino acids.
UUACGUUGCUGCCCCCCGCUUGUCCUCUAUGGGUAGUGUGGGUUACGAGCACAGCCUGCCAGUUUAUCCCUGCGAUCGUCUGAAAAGCGGCAACGAAUAUUUCAGGUAGUAUAGAAGCGACUCGAAGUGAGCGACCCCCCAAAAAUGGCACGAUUGGUCAACAAGCAGUUCAACUCUCCCAUCGGCCUCUACUCCGAGCAGAACAUUCGAGAAGUAAUCCAAAGAGAAUCUCAGAUUCUAUCGAACGGAGCUGUUGGAAUUAACUUCAACAACCCCACUGUGGGAAAACCGGCGAAUCUGCAAAAUUCGGCCGUGUUGAGGAUGCUGGAAGAGGAAGAGCAGCGGCAGAGGAGUGGCCAGUCACCAAGUAACGGCUAUAGACCCCUUCGGGACCAAAUAAAAUGGCCGCCUCCGGAUUUCGAACAGAAGAACCACCAAAGAUCGUCAUUCAAAGACGUCGUUACACCAGGUCUCAAAAGAGUUGCCUGGCCUCCUCCGAACGAAGGCGAGAACUACGUCGAGCAGCCACCGGCACAAGCACAAGGUGGGCCCCAGUACUCCUCUCAAUCACCCACUUUGCAGAAUAAUUACACCCCCGCCCCGCAGGUGUCUCAAAGCCACUCCCGCCAGCCCCUCAAACCCCUCGACAUUUCUAACGGCCACCCGCAGCCUGCGACUUCCCCCCUAGCGAAUCAAAGCCCUUCUGGUUUCCGCCAGGCCCCGCCCGGCAGACCGUGGGCUCCGGUGCACUCCCCUGUGGCCACUCCCUCCCAGCCGCAAUACCCAUACCAAGCCCCGCCCCAGCAAUACCAACCCUUACAACAGUAUCAACCUAGUCAACCGCAAACCAAAAUUUUUACUCAGCAACCUCCUCAAUCGUCUGUUCAGACAGUGGCUGCGACAAACCAGGCAGCUCCGUACUCAGCGGCUAGACCCGUCGAACCCCCUCCAGCCACAAUCACUCUUCGUGCGCAGGCUCCAGUGAGCCAGGCUCCUCCCCCAGUAGUGACAUCACAACCAGCCACGGCGACCCUAAAAGGCGGCAAGAACCUCCGCGGGGACUUGAAAUGGCCCCCCGAGAACGUCAAGAGCCAAAUCGAGGAAGAAAAUAAGCAGCGCGUCGAGCUGGCCCGAGGCCCCGCCUUCAGGCCACGCCUCGUGCGCAAAGAUUACGGCCCUUUCUUCGCCCAGCACGCCCUUAAUAGCUCGUACCCCGGCUACAAAGCGCCCCCGGGUACCCAGUUCUACGACCACAGAGCCGUAUAUUAAGCCCUUUGUGUAUGCAACAUCAAUUUGAAUUGGUAGUUUAUAGUUAACGACGCUACGUUUGUGAUAAUGCUGAACUGAUUAGCUAAAUUACUAACACGAAUUAGAGCAGGAAAGAUGUAUAAAUUUUUAUUAAAAAUGUGUAAUCCCAUAAAAAUGAACGAGUUUCAGCCGCUUGCCGAACCAUAGCGAUUUUUCAGAUCGAAUUCGAUUCGAGCUUUGCUAUUGUUGCAAAUUAUUUUUAAUGUAAGGUUAAAUGAUUUAUAUUUGUACCAUGUACGCCCUUUAAAUAUUAAAUAAAUUAUAUCGUAAAAAUAAA